Messenger RNA from Echinostoma caproni, 1446 nucleotides. The record is from the annotation of a GenBank genome assembly. NCBI's taxonomy places the organism in Eukaryota, Metazoa, Platyhelminthes, Trematoda, Plagiorchiida, Echinostomatidae.
AUGAGUCUAAUCGAUUUUGAACAUUUAGCCUUGGAACACGAUUUCGCUCAGCCCGAGUCGACUGCGUUCGCCCGGUGGUUGGACUCGGAAGAUUCACUCGGAUUCAUUCGCGAUCAGUUCCGUCAACCGGAUGCUCAUUAUAUAGAACAAACCACUACCAUACGUUUCGAACGGACCGAUUCCGACGGAGUAUGUCCAUCGAUUACAUACUUGUGCGGUCAUUCAUUGGGUCUACAACCGACUAGUCUUUUGACCCGCCUUACAGCUGGUUUGGAUCAAUGGGCCUGUUUGGGCGUGUUGGCCUAUGCGAAUGGCCAAUUGCCUGCAUCCAGUUCUGACCUACCCGUUGCUGAACAGGUUGCUCGAGAAAUUGUCGGCGCGAAACCAGUGGAGGUUGCUCUGACCAAUAAUCUAUCCAUCAAUAUGCAUUUGCUACUGACCACAUUUUAUCGACCAAUUGGGGAUAAGAAUUGUAUCCUCAUUGAAAAGAAAGCAUUUCCCACGGACUAUUAUGUGAUUGAAUCACAAAUUGCCUGGCACGGAUUGGAUCCGGCCAGUUGUAUCAUUCAACUCGAACCCCGAGCUGGCGAAUGGUGUCUGCGCACUGACGAUAUUCUCUGUGUGAUACGUGAAAAUGCCUCACGUUUGGCACUGAUUUGGUUGCCUGGUGUGCAAUAUAUUACCGGACAGCUUUUUGAUAUACCUACAAUUACACGAGCCGGUCAUGAAUUGGCCCAAUGUCCAGUUGGUUGGGAUCUGGCACACGCGGUCGGUAAUGUGGAAUUACAACUGCACGCUUGGGAAGUCGAUUUGGCUGUGUGGUGUUCGUACAAAUAUUUGAACGCUAGCCCCGGUGCAGUCGGGGGACUGUUUGUGCACGAGAAACAUCAUCAUUUGACCGGGACACAUGGACCCAGUCCGGUAGUUUUGGAACCGGUCCAGAACGGACCCCGACUGACCGGUUGGUGGAGUCAUCGAGCCGAGACCCGAUUUGAUAUGACCAAUGAAAUGGAACUGGCCCCUGGAGCGGCAGCCUAUCGAGUCUCAAAUCCGCCAUUUAUGGCAAUGAUUGCUCUGCAGACCAGUUUGGACAUUGUGCAUCGAUGCGGCGGAAUGAAACCGAUCCGUGAACGAUCGAUUCGUCUGACCGGCUACUUAGACUAUUUGCUUCGCUCCAGCCAAGCCUAUGCGCUACCCCCAGACCAGUGUCUAAUUGUCACCCCGAACGAAGCCGAGGCACGUGGUGCUCAAAUCACAAUCGCAUUUCAACACGAUGUGAAUCGGUAUUUCCAUGCGCUAACCAGACGUGGAUUUAUCUGUGAUGUGCGCAAACCAAAUUGUAUUCGUGUCAGCCCAAAUCCGUUGUACACACGAUUUGUUGAUGUGCUCAAUUUUGCCCAGUGUUUGCACCGGAUAGUCACGGCCCCGGAGCCAGAUCAUGAAUGA